GUGUUUGAUCACCACUGAAGCUUUUUGUUCUAAAUGUGGUAGUGCUGCAGUAUCACACCACAAAGCUAGUUUCGCUCUCAUACACUGUUAAUUGUUAAUAAUAGAGAGCUAUUUAUGUCAUGUCCUAGUCGUACCUUGAGGUAUAUCGUGAAAAAAGUAAACAUAAAUGCACAUCUUAAUUUGUAGCUAAUGCAGUUUGAUAGAAGCAGGAGAAGGACACAGUCCGCAUUUUCAGAAGAAAACAUGAGUGCCGCACCCUGUCUUCUGUGCGUAAAACCUCCCGCGUAGGUGCAUCAUCAUCCUCUUCAUCAUCACACACCACGUUUCUCCCAGCAGAGGGAUAACGGCUCACCUCGCGGACAGGUUGGACUCAGAGAUGGGAGUGGAGCGGAGGUUUUUCAGGCUAUGACACGGACACACCGGGCGGGAAGGAUGGCUCUCAACAGCAGGGAAAUGCUGUGCUUGAUCGGAUCCGCCUGCCUCUGGCUGCCGCUGUUUGCUGAGGUGGUGGUUGAGGACAGCUACUUAAACGAGGUGCAGAACUCAGUGCCUCUGUCCUGCUCUGAGGGAUUCACUGAGUUGGGAUACUACAACGGCACCGUGUCUCAGACAGACUCUGGCGCCCCCUGUCUGAAGUGGACCGAGUUUCCAGACUAUGUGAUGCAGUACCCAGGCCGUGGGCUGGGCGACCACAGCUUCUGCAGGAACCCGGACAGAGAAUCAAACCCCUGGUGCUUCUUCAGACAGAACUCUGGAGCCAUCGGAUGGGCCUACUGCGACUGUCACCAGGGUGCAGCUCGUCUGGUUGGCAGUUUGUCCUCUGGCAGCGGGCGUGUUGAGGUCUACCUGAACGGGCAGUGGGGAGCAGUGUGCGACUCUCAUUGGUCAGACAGAGACGCCAGUGUGAUCUGCAGGCAGCUCGGCCUGGGUGACAUCGGCACGGCCCUGCAGCACUCACAGUUUGGCUCGGGCUCAGGCCUCUUUCACUAUGAGCGCCUGGGUUGCCGUGGUGACGAGAACAGUCUGAGUAAGUGCCGGAGCAGGACGUUCGUCACAGGUGACUGUAGCCAUGGAAACGAGGCAGCAGUGUUGUGUGCGGCACCAGAAGGUAGUGGUCCUCCGCUGCGUUUGGUCGGUGGCGAGGAAGACUUUGAAGGUCGGGUGGAGGUGUUUCAUGCAGGCAGGUGGGGCUCCAUCUGUGACGACCAAUGGGACGACAGAGAUGCUGAGGUGGUGUGCAGACAGCUGGGGUUCGGGGGAGUAGCGAAGGCCUGGUCCUGGGCUCACUUCGGUCAGGGUUCAGGUCCGAUCCUGCUGGAUGCUGUGAAGUGCUCCGGAAACGAGCUCUUCCUGGAGCAGUGUCCCCACGGCGAAUGGGAGCAGCACAACUGUGAUCACAUGGAGGACGCCGGUGUCUCCUGCAGCCCUUAUACAGACGGCGUGGUGCGUCUGGUCGGAGGAGACAGUCCCUGGGAGGGCCGAGUUGAAGUUCUCCACAAUGGUGACUGGGGGACUGUGUGUGACGACCACUGGGCGCAGCAGCACGCAGAGGUGGUCUGCAGACAGCUGGGCUACAGGGGUCACGCUGAGGUGGUUUCAGACGGAGCAUUUGGCGAGGGAGUCGGUCUGAUUCUGCUAGACGAAGUCCACUGUGAGGGAUCUGAGACAUCUCUGCUGGACUGCCGACACGGGAUCUGGGGGAGGACAGACUGCUCCCACAGCGAGGAUGUUGGUGUUCGCUGCAGGGGACAAACCAGCCAAGAAACCAACGAGGUGCCAGCUAUCGCACCUGCUACAGGUCCUCUGGUGCGUCUUGUUGGUGGCAGCAGCAGAAAGGAGGGCCGGGUCGAGGUGUAUCUCCAUGGCGACUGGGGGAGUAUUUGUGACUCGGGCUGGAAUGAUCUGAAUGCAGUGGUGGUGUGCAGACAGCUUGGACACAGUGGUGGAGCGGUCGCAGCAGCAGGGUUUGGUCAGGGGAAAGGACCCAUCCACCUGGACCAGGUGAGGUGCACAGGAAAGGAGGAGUUCUUAGGGGAGUGUCCUUCUCUGGGUCAGAGGAUCCAGGGCUGCAGACGAAGGCAAGACGCGGGGGUCAGAUGUGACGUCACGCCGAAGAAGACAGCCGUGCAGGUCAGGCCUCAGGAGCAGAGCUGUGGGCUGAGGAAGCUAGUGGAGGGGGAGAGCAAGAGGAGGAGCCAAGGAGAGGAGAACAUGCUCAGGAGCACGUGGCCAUGGCAGGUGUCUGUGUGGCUUCACUCUCAUGAAGAAAACGGCGGCGGUCCUCUCUGCAGCGGCACUCUGAUCAGCCCCUGCUGGGCUCUGACGUCUGCUACUUGUGUCAGCAGGUUCGGCAGUGAUCCGUCCCGGUACGUGCUGCGUAUCGGGGCGUCGGAUCAGCUGGUGACCCCGGAGCAGCUGGUGGUUCACAGGAAGUUCAAGGGUCAGAGCGGGGGCCAUGAUCUGGCUUUAUUGAAGCUUCCUAGCACCAAGGGUCACUGCUUGACCUUUGACCCCAACACCAAUGCAGCAUGCCUUCCUGCUGCAGACAUAGCAUCAGGGGGAAGUCCCCCAGCUUCUUGUAUUGUUAUGGUCACCGCUAGCUUGACAGGACCAGAAUCCGUCCUCGCCUCCUGGGUCCCUCUCAUGUCCUCAUGGCAAUGUAAGAAGCGCUAUGGCGACAGCUUCUCCAGCCACGGCACGCUGUGCGCUGGCAGUCCUCCCGACACUAGCCUCCUCCAUGGUGACAGUUGUCAGGGUAACUCCGGCGGCGGGCUGGUGUGUCAGGAGGAGUCAGGGCGAUGGGUCCUCACUGGUGUGGUCGCCGGGGGUAAUGGUUGCUCCGCCCCCUCCUCUCCCGCUCUCUACACCCGAGUGAGCCGCUUCAAGAGCUGGAUCGAUGAGGUCAUCGACACACGGGCGCGCCCAGAAGAGCCGGGCGCACAGGCGCAAGAGGAGAUAACACCCCUGGACAAUGACUUAACACACACACACAGCGACAUGCACGGCAAGCUCCAACACACACACGACAAACAGGAAACAAAUGAAAUCAGUGAUAUCAAACACACACACACUCAUCACUCACACACUAACCACCAUGGUAACACACACACUGGAAGCCCACACACCCACACAAACACACAAAUCCAGGUCUGAUUGAGGCCACGCCAUUGGCUAACCAUCUGUGCCAUGUGACCGCCUGAGAUGGAGGAGGGCGAGUUAAAGAAGUAAACUUUGAAGAUGCUCAAACUUUAAAUCUGUGCUCAUUUUGAAAUCUGAACUCCGUGUUGUGAAUCCAAAGUGUGUGUGUGUAUGUGUGUGUGUGUGUGGUUUGUCGGUGUGGGCAGAUGUACCCGCGCUGCCAGAGUGUGUGGGUGGUGUGUGGUGCUUUACAUGCGAGUUUGAGCCUGAAACCAUGAGCCAGAACCACAAAGUGAUGAGUCCUGAAGGUUUAGUUUGAGCCUGGCGUGCUGAUCCGAGCCUUUCACUGGAAAAAAAAAACUCAGCAUGGCAUGAAUUUAAACGACGACAAAUAUCUGAGGGAUGGUCACACGAGAAUCUAUGCUAAAAACCGACUAUUAAAGUGUGUCUUCUGUGCCAGAUGUUUAGUACAAAUCUCCACAAACUAACCACCGAUCAUCUGGAAUCAAGGGUUUAAUGUGUAUCAUUAUCAUCCCUCUGAUGUUAUUAAUCAAGAUUAACUCCUGCAUAACGCGACCCUCGUCCCAAGUUCAGUUUUUAUAAAAAUCCAGCUGUGGAUGUUGUCGCUUUCUUCAAACAGGGCUUCAGGCUGUUGUCGUUAACCUUUACUGUUCAAAGUGCUGUUCAGACCCAGACUAAGCUAUUUAACUCACAACCAUACGUCUGAUUUGACAAGUUUUAGUGCUUUAUUCUUAACAAGUGAUGUACACUUCACACUGCUGCUGAUUGUUUUGGUGCUUGACUGCUGAUACAUUUAAAAAACUUAACCUAACCAAGACUGCAAAUAAUGGAAAAACUUGAGAAGCAAUAAAGGGGGGGAAAAAAAUCAGGAAAGUGCUGAAUUCAUAAUAAUCAAUCAUCUUCCCUGUUUAACAGUUUUUACAAAAUAAUCUCCAUCAAGUUCUUUAUGUAAGGGUUUAAAAAAAAAAAAAAAAAAGUCAAGUAUUUGGAGACAUUUAAGAAAUUCUAAAUCCAAGGAAAACAACAAAAUGCAGUAUUUUUUUUUACUGUUGAUUUAACAUUUGUAAAGCUCCUGUGAGGAGUUUUUCACCAGUAAUGAAACUAACUCAAAUUAACCGUGAUGCCUCCAUAUGACCUACAAAAGCAAACUAAGACCAUCAGGAGUGAGAGGGAUUUUUUUAAUGCAGUAUUUUUUGAGGUUGUCUGCCCUGCUCCCAGGUCGGUUUCAGACGAGAGGAUUAACAGAAAACAGACUUUGUUGUAAUUUUUCAACUGCAACGAUUCCCCAACCUAUGUUUGGUUGAUAAAGAAAGCAGAAAGAAAUCGUACAUAUUUACAGGACAAAAACAACAAAGAGAUAAAAUGUACCGCUAUGUCCACAGGGGGCGCCAAAUUUGAUACAAACCACACGUUCUCUACAGCAGGGGUUCCCAAAGUGGGGGUCACCAAAUGUCUUCCAAGACUUCUUUUUUAAGUAUUCUAGAAUUUAAUAUUUUACACAUUAUUGUAUAAAUAUAGACAAAAUACUAAUUACAUUUGAAAAAAUACUUUUUUUUUCAUUAGUUUCUGCGCUUUUUUGUAGUUAGGUGACUCCUUAGCGUUAGAGUAAGGCUUAGUUAAAAGUAAAUUAACAGAAUUAUCAGUAGCAGUGAGUUAACUCCCAGCAGUACCUAUAUUUCUAGGGGUUGCAAGUCUUUGACUCCUACAUUUUUGGGGGUCGAAGGUCUUCAGCACCUAUAUUUCUUGAUGGUCACAAGUUUUUGGCACCUAUAUUUUUUUGGUUCCCAAGUUUUUUUCACCUAGAUUUUUGGUGGUCACAAGUCUUUGGCACCUAUAUUUUGGCAUAGUCUUUGGCACCUACAGUUUUGAGGGUCACAAGUCUCUGGCUCCUACAAUUUUGGGGGUAGUCUUUGGCACCUAUAUUUUUGGAGGUCACAAGUCUUUGGCUCCUAUAUUUUGGGAGUCACGAGCCUUUGGCACCAAUAUUUUUUGGGUUCGCAAGUUUUUGGCACCUAUAUUUUUGGGGUCGCAAGUCUUUGGGACCUACAAUUUUGGGGGUCAUGGGCUGAAAAGUUUGGGAGCCCCUGCCUUACAGGAGCUUUAAAGUAAAAUUUCAAUGGGCACCCUUUGCAAAUUAUGAUGCAAUACAUCAUUAAAAAGAACAACAACCAAAAGUUGUUAAAUCUGAGCCAUAAAAUAAUAAUAAUGAUUAUGAAUAAGUCCACAUUUGAACCUCUGUUUGUAGAGCCUCUAACAUUUCAACCCCCUCUUUCUGUGAUUAGUUCCUUUAGUCUUUUUAAAGCAUAUUAAAGUAAGAAUUGUCUCCUUCUGAAAAGUGUUCUAUUUUCCAGGAGGUCUUCGUUUCCAUCGAUUUUCUUGCAACAUAAAAACCAAGUAACAGACUCAUCAAACUUGCAGAGUUCAACAAAAGAACCUCCAAACAUGCACAUGUUUUUUGAGGCAGUGCAUUCUUUAUAGUUCAUUUAAACAGCAUCAUCUUUCACCGAUAAUGGAGAGAGAAAUCCUGGAAACAUGAUGUUUGCUGACACAACACCAGCGAGUUUUAAGAGUCUGCUGAUUGAUUUCUCAUCCCCAAGAGGGGGGAAAAGAAAAAGCAUCUUCCUGGAAAAUAUACAGAAACCCUGACAUAUCACAGCAUGGUGUGGUCAGCAGUUAUGUGAAGUGUACACGAUUUGUUGUGCUUGUAUUCAAGGAGCUAAAACUUGCUAUAGCAGCGGUAUGGUCCUUUUAAUUGUACAGGAUUCUUCUUAAAAGCCAUUGGACGCUUACUGUUGGGUUGUUAGAUAUCUUUUUGUACUGAUUUCAGCAGGUGGCUCUAGAUAGAAAGGUAGAUAGAUAAGCAGAUAGAUAGAUAGAUAGACAGCUAGAUAGAAAGUUCUCCAGACCUUAGCUCGUACGUGUACUGCAUUCAUUCUUGACUGAAUUAGAUAGACAAACUCUCCUUAAUGUUGUCUGUUCUGUUGUAUUCUGAGCAGAUGUGCGAUCCGACCACAAGAGGGCGACGUUGCUCUAUUUUCACAGGGCAUCAUGUCCCUGAUGGUUCUUUUUCUACUGUUGCUAAUAAGUGUUGGGACUUGACUUGUGCUUUGAUGUACUGUGAACCAUUGUGUCGUGAAGCAUCCUGUAACCUGCAACUGCUGAUCCGCCGACAUCUGAAGCUUGUUGUUAUUACCCUGUACAUACUCUCAAUGCUACUCACUACUUCUUUCCUCUAAGAUUUGGUGUUUGAACAUGCAGAUCCUGUAGGUAAAUGUAAAUAUGAUUAAUGUGUGUCUAUAGCUGGACGAUGAGGGCGCAGUGUAGAGUGUUUACCUGGGUUAAACCCACCUGCUGUUCCUCGGUGUAAUGUGCUGAAUCAUGGUCGAGUAUUAAAAUGUAUACCUGGUGAGAACAAGU
Notolabrus celidotus (New Zealand spotty) is the source of this 6576-nucleotide messenger RNA. RefSeq names its product neurotrypsin-like. Bases 406 to 3153 code for a protein of 915 amino acids. The record is from RefSeq and is a predicted model, not a curated record. NCBI's taxonomy places the organism in Eukaryota, Metazoa, Chordata, Actinopteri, Labriformes, Labridae. Gene Ontology annotation, biological process: proteolysis. Gene Ontology annotation, molecular function: serine-type endopeptidase activity. Gene Ontology annotation, cellular component: membrane. The transcript has 15 exons.